This is a messenger RNA of Panicum virgatum (switchgrass), 4948 nucleotides long. Its product is annotated as pentatricopeptide repeat-containing protein At5g57250, mitochondrial-like. Lineage: Eukaryota; Viridiplantae; Streptophyta; Magnoliopsida; Poales; Poaceae. The transcript has 5 exons. The record is from RefSeq and is a predicted model, not a curated record. Gene Ontology annotation, molecular function: protein binding. Bases 77 to 3364 code for a protein of 1095 amino acids.
UCCUUCCCGGCUCCCGAAGUCCCCCGGAACCCGGCGUUUCGAACUUCCACUCACCCGCCACUCCGCCAGGCCGGCCAUGCCCCUACCCGGCGGCAACGGCAAGCCCCCUCCGCCUCCGCCUCCCCCUCCCCCUCCCCAGCCACCGCCGUUCCCCUCGCUCAUCAAGCUCGGUGGCGUCAUCACCGCUCGCGACGUCGACCGCCUCCUGGCCACGCUCCUCCGUCGCCGCAGGCACCACCUCCUCGCCGCUCUCGCCUCCCAGGCGCUCGCCAACGCAGUUGCCCCCACCCCGCGCACGCACCUGCUCGCCGCCUCCGCGCUGCUUGACUCUGCGCGCCCGCGCGAAGCGGCCCAGCGCCUCGCUCUCGCCUCAUGCACUGCCAACCGUGGCCGCCGCCUCUGGCACGCACUGCUCCGACGGGCCUGCGCGGGGCAAGGAGACCCGCGUCACGCGCUGGAGCUGCUCUCCGCGGCCGCCGAGGAUCAAGCCGCGGUUCUAUCCCAGUCCACGUACCGCGUGAUGGUGGUGGGGCUGUGUGCCCGCGGGGAGGUGGAUGGCGCGCUCAGGGUGUUCGACGUAAUGACCAGGAGGGGUUGUCAGGUGGACGAUCGCGUUUGCAGCUCCAUUGUUUCUGGGUUCUCUAGAGCUGGGAAGGCUGGAGCAGGUCUAGAUUUCUAUGAUAGGGUGAGGCGUGAGUUCAGUGGCUUUGAGCCGGGCCUGGUGACAUUGACGUCGGUUGUCCAUGCUCUUGGGUUGGAGGGGAGAAUCAAUGAGAUGGCAGAGCUGAUGCGGGAGAUGGAGUGCAAGGGCAUGGAUGCUGAUGCUGUGUUUUAUGGCAGUAUGGUUCAUGGAUACAUGAGUUGUGGGUUCUUGAUGGAGGGUCUACGGAAGCAUCGGUCCAUGAUAGAUAAGGGAAUCACAGCCGAUGUGGUUAACUACACUACUGUUAUUGAUGGCUUGUGCAGAGAAGGUAGUGUGGCGAAAGUAAUGGGUUUCUUGAAUACAAUGGAGCAAUAUGAUGCUAAGCCAAAUUUGAUUACUUAUACAUCACUGGUUGGUGGCUUCUGUAAGAGAGGCAGGUUGGAAGAUGCCUUCUCUAUCAUGAGGAAACUGGAACAAACUGGCACGGUGGUGGAUGAGUAUGUAUAUUCAAUUUUGAUUGACAGUUUGUGCAAGAUGGGAGAUUUAGCUAGGGCUUUCUCUUUGCUUGCGGAAAUGGAAAACAAGGGAAUAAAGGCUGGCAAUGUAACAUACAAUACGGUUAUAAAUGGUCUGUGUAAAGCUGGUGACACUGAAAAGGCUGUUGAAAUUUCUGAAGGUGUUUCUGCUGAUAACUUCACAUAUAGCACACUGUUACAUGGUUACAUUAACAGAGAUGAUGUAACCGGUGUUAUGGCAAUAAAGGGUAGGCUCGAGAAUAGUGGUAUCUCUAUGGAUGUUGUCACAUGCAAUGUUCUUAUCAAAGCAUUGUUUAUGGUUAACAAGGUGGAUGAUGGAUGGAGUUUGUUUCAUAAAAUGCCUGAGAUGGGCUUAAGGCCUAAUACUAUCACCUACAAUACAAUUAUAGAUGCAUUGUGUAAAGUUGAGGAAAUUGACAAGGCACUGGAGCUUUUUGAUGAAUACAAGAAACAUUCGUUACUCUCCAGCACAGUUGUUCAUGACUGCCUCAUUAAAGCACUGUGUAAUCAAGGAAAAGUUGGCAUGGCUGGCCAAAUAUUUUAUGAUCUUGUUCAAAAAAAAUUAAGACCCGACUUCUAUAACUGUAGGAAGCUGAUUCAUGCAAACUUCAAAGAACUCGGUGAACACGGUGUGCUGGAUUUUAUUUAUAAGGUUGGUGAAUUAGAUAUUGACUUAUUUUCAUCUGUCUGCAAUUAUGCUUCUACUUUCUUAAGCAACAGGAAUUGUUGUCGAGCAGCAAUGGAUGCUUACAAAUUACUCAGAUCGCAAGCAAGUUCUGUAACUAGUAAAACAUGCUACAGGCUGCUUAAGAGCUUACAUCGAAAUGGAAGUAAAGAGGUCAUACAACCAUUGCUCUGUGAGUUCAUUAAAAUUCAUGGUCUGCAUGAACCUAGAAUGAUAAAUCUGCUGUCUUGUCAUCUCAGCAAUAAAAGUGUUAGUGAAGCUAUUUGGUUUUCUAAUUACAUGGAAACUGGAAGUGUUCCUGUCGGUGUUCUGAGAGGAGCUGUCUAUACUCUAAAGAAGCAAGGUGAAGUUCUGGAUGCAUGUAAAUUUUUGAAGGAAGCUGAACAAAGCGGGUGUUCAGUAGAUUUAGCCAUGUAUUCCAUAGUGGUGGAUGGACUUUGUAAGGGUGGAUAUCUUGAAAAGGCACUAGAUCUUUGUGAAAGCAUGAAAAAAGAAGGGCUUCAUCCAAACAUUGUCAUCCAUAACUCAGUUCUCAGUGGUUUGUGCCAGCAAGGAUGCCUUACUGAAGCAUUCAGGCUCUUUGACUAUUUAGAGAACAGCAAAAUGCUUCCAACAAUGAUCACUUACGCCAUCCUUAUUGGUGCCUUGUGCAGAGAAGGUUUGUUAGACGAUGCAGACCAACUGUUUGAUAAAAUGUCCACCAAGGGUUUCAGACCCACGACCUGUGUUUACAACUUGUUGAUCAGUGGUUAUUGUAACUUUGGAUUAACAGAAAAGGCACUUGAGCUUAUGUAUCACUUGGAGGAACUCUCUGUAUGCCCAGAUUCUUUUACAAUUGGUGCAAUUAUUAGUGGACUUUGCCUGAAAGGUGAUACUGAAGCUGCAUUACGCUUCUAUAACGAAUACCGUUAUAAGGACAUAGAACCUGAUUUUGUUGGUUUUAUGAGCCUUGUCAAAGGACUCUAUGCAAAAGGAAGGAUGGAAGAAUCCAGGGGCAUCUUGAGGGAAAUGUUUCAGUGCAAAAAAGUCGUGGAGUCGAUAAACAGUGUUGGAGAUAAGAUUCAAGCAGAGUCUCUUGUUGAUCUCCUAUCUUCUGCAUGUGAUCAAGGGAGGAUCAAUGAGAUUGUGACUAUCCUAAAUGAAGUGGGACACAUGCUUUUAUCCUCUUCAGAUUCUAGCAUCUAUAAUGCACUUGGGCACCUCAAGAAGUUACAGAAAGCUGAUGAUGCUUGUGGUUCCAUUUCAGAUUCAGGACAAGUAAGUCCAGUAGCUUAUGAUGUUUCUAGGAACAGUCAUCAUAGGAGCUCUGAGGUGAUAGAUGGAGAUGAUAGUUUAUCAAAAGCAAGUGAUGAUACUGAUAUUGACUACCAAAAUUUGCUUGGGAAGUCUUUCAAUGAUGACUUCGACUCAUAUUAUACUGCUAUUGCUUCACUUUGCUCAAAAGGGGAGGUUCAUAAGGCCAACAAGGCAGUUGAGGUGAUGAUUCAGAAUUCUGGUUAAAUUUGGUGAUCUGUCCAACUUGUUGGGGAUUUUUUUUUUCUACCCACAGUAGCAUCAUCUGCAACACAUGUAAACUCAAACAGGCACCAAAUGAAAACAGAACCCUGACUUUGCACAGGCUCCAUCAGUUGAGAGAGUCUAUGCUGGUUGACCCAUGGUGCCCAUCCAUGUGGUUGUGAAUAUAUAUGAUUGUUCAAGAUUCUGAAAAUCCUUGAGGUUGAGGAUACAUCUUAUUAAGUUCAACCACAUGGACUGAGCAUACAGGGCUCUGAUAAAAGAUGCUGAACUAUAGGAAUAAGGGAAGAGAGAAAGCCCAUACAACUAUGGGAUCUGCUGCCUGCAGGUGCCAAAUGCUAAAGUUGACACAGCGGGAGUUCUAGAGAACUCUCGAAGAAAUAGAUGGAGUGAUUGACAUAGAGCAUGAAUUCAUUGAGUUGGGAUUUGGAGUCAAAUCUCAAAACAUGGUAAGGAACUAUGUUUAUCAAGCAUCAUAGCUGUGCCAGAGCAUGUAAAUAAUACAAAAGAGAGGACGCAGAGUUUACUUUGACAAAGCAGUCAUGGAAAUGCAGUCUGACCAAGGAUGCCGCCAUCCUGGUCUCCUUGGCCACAGCCUGUGCUACAAUGGACUGCACAAUCUCCUUCGCCUUGGGGCAUGAAUGGUCGUAGAACCUAGGGAACAAGCCGCCCCAUGGGUGGCCGUGGACGGCACUGGCAAGGAGGAGGGGAGAAACAAGGCAGAGCAAGACGAGGCAACCCAUGGAAGUUGCCAUGUAAGUGAGUAACCUUUGCUGCGCUAUGUUACAAGAAAGAGAGUAUUGCUACUUGCUUGUUUCUUCUUCUCUUUUGGAUGGUUCGAUGAGGUGGGCAUAUGGUAUGGUAUAUAUAGCUGCAGGAAGUGGGUGUAGUGCAUGUAAGGAAAGGAGGGUGGUUUGGAACAGGGGACGGUGGGAUCAGAUGCAGCAGGCAGCUGGGUUGUUAGGGGGAUGCUUACAGAAUAAGCGAGCUAGCCAGACAUUGUGGCAACUGCUACAUCAAUUCCAUCAGAUUCAAUUGGACUCUAACGUUCUUAAUUAGUCCUCGUUUAGCAUAGCUUCAGCUUCUCCUGAAACAGUUGGUGAAACUGAACCUGUUUUGGAAAACGUUUGGCGAAAGAGCUUCUUCCUGGUGAAGCUAGGUGAAGCCACGUUUUUGUAGCUUCACCUCGCUAGUAGAAGCACAUGAUGGCUUCAUGAAUAGUUUCAAGCUUGAAGCUAGUCCAAAAAGAACCGUUUGGCAUAGCUUCAUGUGAAGCUGCCCAUGAAGGUGUGCCAAACGGGGCCUUAGUUGCUGUUUCGUGCUUCAGUUUCAGCUGAAAGCUACAUGGAGAUUAACGUUUUGUCCUAGACAAGUCUAGGUAGAUUGAAAACAAUGUCUGCCACUUGUUAAACGGCAAACUUUGCUGCAAUCUUCUCAUAGGACUGGAGUAGCGUGUGAAACUAAAAUGAAGAGUCUAUUAUUAAUUGGUGAUUAUGCAUUAUAUAUACGACUCAUCUUGUAAACAAAACUAUCAUACAGUACAAUGAUGCAGUUUUAUUUUGAAUUCCA